Theobroma cacao (cacao) is the source of this 1376-nucleotide messenger RNA. Its product is annotated as high mobility group B protein 10. Lineage: Eukaryota; Viridiplantae; Streptophyta; Magnoliopsida; Malvales; Malvaceae. Gene Ontology annotation, molecular function: DNA binding. The record is from RefSeq and is a predicted model, not a curated record.
UCACCAACUGCCAAGUACGAGGAUGUUGCUCAAAGCUCUGACCUUUUCUGGGAAAAGCUUAAAGCUUUUCACAAAUCUCUCGGCAAAAAAUUCAACGAAAGAGUGUGUCUUCCGCUUCAACAGUUUGAUUUCAAGAUUCAUUGUUGGGAUUUCGCCCCCUUUUUCGUUUCUGCUUUUUAUCGGCCUGUUGGUAUUCGUUUUCUCAGAUUCCUAAUGGGAUUUCACUGACUCAGACAAUUAUAGUUUCUAUGUAUAAAGUUUUCGAUGAAUAUAGCAGUGAUUGGGUGUUUUGUGUGUAACUGGUAAUUGCAAGGUUUAAAGCAAGACAAUUUCUUUAUUGAAAAAAGAAAUAACAAAGCAAUGGCAAUCCUGCUUGUUUAUUCCAAAUGGUUCCAGUUGUUGGAGGAAAGGCUCUGGAUCUGCAUCAACUCUUCGCGGAGGUCACAUCUCGCGGAGGUCUUGAGAAGGUAAUAAAAGAUCGCAGAUGGAAGGAAGUGAUUGUGGUCUUCAGAUUUCCAACAACUAUUACAAGUGCUUCAUUUGUUUUGAGGAAGUAUUACUUAUCAUUGCUAUAUCACUUUGAGCAAGUCUAUUACUUCCGCAAACAAGUUUCUUCAGUCUCAACCCCUGGGACUGCCAGUGGGAGCCUUGUGAAUGCAUCUGCAAACACAAAGGGAGGUGCUUCUGCAAACCAAUUAGCAGCUCAGGGAACUCCAGAGUUGCAGAUUGGCAGUUCUGUGACAGGGACCAUUGAUGGCAAAUUUGAUAAUGGCUAUCUGGUUACAGUUAGGUUGGGCUCUGAUCAAUUUAAAGGUGUCCUGUAUCAUAUCCCCCAAAUGCUUCAAUUGUCUCAGAGUUCAAAUACUUCAGAUGUACCUCCUCACCGCAGCCGGAAGAGAUCCCGGUUAGCUUUACGGGACCCUUCCAAGCCAAAGUCAAACAGGAGUGGUUAUAAUUUUUUCUUUGCUGAGCAUUAUACCCAGCUCAAACCUAUGUACUACGGACAGGAGAAAGCCAUCAGUAAGAGGAUUGGGCACCUAUGGAGCAAUCUGACGGAGGCUGAGAAACAGGUUUAUCAGGAGAAAGGGAUGAAGGACAAGGAGAGAUACAGAACUGAAAUGUUGGAAUACAAAUCUUCCUAUGACUCUACACCUCAAUAGCCUCCGAUGAGUUGGUUGUUAGGAACUCAACCACAGGGUGUCAACCCUCCCUUGAUAUUUGUUGUUGUUUUUAACGUUUCCUUUUCUUCCAUUUGCUUUAUGAAGAUUAUCUGAACCCUGCCCAUUGCAGAAACUUUGGGUGAUCGGAUGGCAGAGUUUUGUAACAUGUCCUUAUAUAUUCAAUCAAAAAUGCUAGCAGCUUAGAACGGUAUUGAA